Molecule: messenger RNA, 1603 nt
Organism: Thecamonas trahens ATCC 50062
Lineage: Eukaryota; Apusomonadida; Apusomonadidae
Product: transmembrane domain-containing protein
Exons: 2
Coding region: 1-1587 (528 amino acids)
Biological process (GO): transmembrane transport
Cellular component (GO): membrane
Molecular function (GO): transmembrane transporter activity
Source: RefSeq, a predicted model, not a curated record
AUGUCUAUGUCAUGGGGACGGACCAUGAUGGCCAUUGCCAUCUCCAUGCUCACCACCUACGCCACCUCAUCGUUGUUAUCGUUCUUCUUUGUGGUCCUCGAAACGGAUCUGAAUGCAGGGCCGACAAAGUUGGGACUCAUUGUCAUGUGUAAUCGGAUGGUCAACGCUGUUGCCGGCGUCGUCUGGGGUUGGGCAGCAGAUGAAAGUCCAAGAAUUCGCUUGUGGAUCUGGGCUUCACUCGGAGGCGCUCUGCCGACCAUGAUCCUCGCCGCAUCGGCAAACUACGCCAUGUUUCUCAUCGUCUAUGCCUCGGCAGCCAUCGGCUGGUCUGCGCUCAAGUCGGUGGCUCUCUCGCUCGUGCCAGACUUGUACAUUCCAGACGAGCGAGGCAAGGCCAUGGGCAGUCUCGGCAUCGCUAUCAUCUGCGCCGCCGUCCUCGGCGUUGCCGUUGCUACUGCGUUCCAGAACCCGGUCGGUGGCGUCGACGGCUGGCGUCUCGCGCACCUGCUCCUCGGCCUCUUGCAAAUCCCGACGGUGCUGAUUGUCCGCUGGCUCGCGCAGGAUCCGCCGCGCGGGAGCAAGGAGUUCUCGGACGCGCUGGCGUACGCAGUGGCACCAGAGUACGCGAGCGUGGUGCCCUCGGCUGCCGGCAUCGAAGCUCGCCUCUCUGCCAGCGAGGAGGAGCAGGCUGAGGAGGGCGAGGAGGGCGAGGGCGAGGCCGCAGGCGCAGGCAGGACGGGCAAAGGCGGGGUGCGUGCCGGACUGGCGGACCUUGUGGCCAACUCGAUUCCGAUUCUUCGCAACCGAGGCUUCAAUCUGUUCAUGGCACUGCUGACGGCGCAGGCGCUGCCUGUCUCUGCGCUCUCGUUCAUGGUCCUCUGGUUCCAGUACUCGGGCCUGUCGGAGCUCGGGGCGGGAGUGGCGUACACGCUUGCGGCGAUUGGGAGCAUUGUGGGCUCCGGGGUGGGCGGGUGGGUGGGCGAUGUGGUCUCGCGGCGGCUGCCCAACCGCGGGCGGCUGAUGGUGGCACAGCUUGCCGUGCUGUGUAACAUGGGUCUUCUUGUGGUUCUCCUGGUGGUGGUGCCAAAGACCUCGUACGCGCUCAUUGCGCUUGUCAUGUUCUUCAUUGGCCUGCUGCUCUCGAUCCCGGCCUUUGCGUCGGACUUGCCCAACUCGGCCGAGGUCGUUCCCAAGGCGCUGCGCGGGCUGGCGUACGCGCUGCAGGGUCUAGUGCAGGGCACGGUCUCGUCGACGGGCUCGCUUCUUGUGGGCGCCAUUGCUGAGGGCUGGUUUGGCUACCGCGAGCGGACCGGCGAGCUCGACGACGUGCCGCGCGAGGACAAGAUCCACAACCGCGACGCGCUCUCCAAGGCCUGCUUGGUGGUCUUUCUCUCGUGCUGGUCGCUGCAGUUUGUACUCUACUUUGUGGCGUACUCGGUGUAUCCGCGCGUCCGGGACGAGAUCCGCGCUGCCGACGGCGGCGACGAGGUGAAUGAGGUGGGCUCUCGGAGCAGGAGCGGGAGCGAGACCAGCUCGAGUUGGGACGAGAGCACCGGAACGGCGACAAGUGGCAGUCGAAGCAGGUAAAUGAGGCCGGCGGCGA